Messenger RNA from Cicer arietinum (chickpea), 459 nucleotides. Lineage: Eukaryota; Viridiplantae; Streptophyta; Magnoliopsida; Fabales; Fabaceae. The record is from RefSeq and is a predicted model, not a curated record.
AUGUUCCUUCGUGUAACACCUGCUACAGGAGUUGGUAGAGUUAUCAAGUCAAAGAAACUCACACCAAAGUUCAUUGGACCUUACCAAAUCCUCAAAAGAAUCGAUCUCGUAGCCUAUAAGGUUGCGUUACCACCUAUUCUUUCCCUCAUUCAUGAUGUGUUUCGUGUUUCUCAGCUACAAAAGUAUGUCCCUAAUCCAUCACAUGUCAUUGAGUCGGAUGAAGUGCAGUUGAAGGAGGAUUUAUCUUUUGAAGUGCUUGACAUUGACUGGAUUGAGCGUUGCAGGAAUGAUGCCUCCAAGACAAUCAACGUGAAAUACGAAGGGAGGAAAGAGAAGAAAGAAUCUAGAGGUUUAGCAGACUUCUGUAGGCAUUAUCCUUCCAAGUUUCAUGGAGAUGUGGAUCCUGAAAAGGCUGACAAGUGGUUGCAAGAAGUGGAAAAGAUCUUUGAAGUGAUUUGA